Pteronotus mesoamericanus is the source of this 492-nucleotide messenger RNA. RefSeq names its product olfactory marker protein (gene OMP). Lineage: Eukaryota; Metazoa; Chordata; Mammalia; Chiroptera; Mormoopidae. The transcript has a single exon. Gene Ontology annotation, cellular component: neuronal cell body; axon; cytosol. Bases 1 to 492 code for a protein of 163 amino acids. The record is from RefSeq and is a predicted model, not a curated record. Gene Ontology annotation, biological process: sensory perception of smell; signal transduction.
AUGGCAGAGGACGGGCCGAAGCAGGCACAGCUCAGCAUGCCGCUGGUCCUGGACGAGGACCUGACCAAGCAGAUGCGGCUGCGUGUGGAGACCCUGAAGCAGCGAGGGGAGAAGCGCCAGGAUGGUGAGAAGCUGCUGCGGCCGGCCGAGUCCGUGUACCGCCUCGACUUCAUCCAGCAGCAGAAGCUGCAGUUUGAGCGCUGGGACGUCGUGCUGGACAAGCCAGGCAAGGUCACCAUCACAGGCACCUCCCAGAACUGGACACCUGACCUCACCAACCUCAUGACACGCCAGCUGCUGGACCCCGCCGCCAUCUUCUGGCGCAAGGAGGACUCGGAUGCCAUGGAUUGGAACGAGGCCGACGCCCUGGAGUUCGGGGAGCGCCUGUCGGAGCUGGCGAAGAUCCGCAAGGUCAUGUACUUCCUGAUCACCUUCAACGAGGGCGUGGAGCCCGCCAACCUCAAGGCCUCUGUGGUCUUUAACCAGCUCUGA